AUGGCUGCACUGUGGGUCCUGGUGCUGGUGACUGCGGAGCUGGGCUUGACCAGAGCUAGCCCUGUUCCCACUUCCAAGCCUGCCACAACCAGGAGCGGCUGCAACUUUAGCAGGUUCAAAUCUCUGUCACCAAGGGAGCUAGCGGCCUUCAAGAAAGCCAAGGAUGCCUGGGAAAAUUCGCUGGAAAACUGGAACUGCAGCUCCCGCCUCUUCCCCAGGACCCGGGACCUGAAACAGCUGCAGGUGUGGGAGCGCCCCAUUGCCUUGGAGGCUGAGCUGGCCCUGACGCUGAAGGUCUUGGGGACCAUGGCUGACUCGUCCCUGGGUGACAUCCUGGACCAGCCCCUUCACACACUGCACCACAUCCACUCAGAGCUCUGGGCCUGUAUCCUAGCUCAGCCCACAGCAGGCACCCGGCCCCGGGGCCGCCUCCACCACUGGCUGCACCGGCUCCAGGAGGCCCCAGAGAAGGAGUCUCAAGGCUGCCUCAAGGCCUCUGUUAUGUUCAACCUCUUCCGCCUCCUCAAAAAGGACCUGGAAUGUGUUGCCAGCAGAGACCUAUGUAUUUGGUCUUCAUCUACAGUUCCUGAAAACACUUCAGAGUCAUAAAGGUGAAAUAGAUGUCUUAUUAUUAAUGAAGGUGAAUUUGGACCCCACCCAAGGGCACUGGCUGACUGUCAGGAGGACCAACCACGUGAUUAGAGGGUUGGAACUUUCAGUCCCACCACCACCCCCAACCUCCAGGUAGG
Messenger RNA from Manis pentadactyla (Chinese pangolin), 749 nucleotides. It is a transcript of the gene IFNL1, whose product is annotated as interferon lambda 1. Gene Ontology annotation, molecular function: cytokine activity. The coding region runs from base 1 to 609 and encodes 202 amino acids. Gene Ontology annotation, biological process: defense response to virus; positive regulation of immune response; innate immune response. NCBI's taxonomy places the organism in Eukaryota, Metazoa, Chordata, Mammalia, Pholidota, Manidae. The record is from RefSeq and is a predicted model, not a curated record. The transcript is spliced from 6 exons.